CUAGACAUAGAAGGAGCAUUUGAUAAUGUCUCGUUUACAUCAAUAAUGGAUGCGGCACUACUUCAUGGAGUGCCUAGUGUUAUAACUAACUGGAUUAGCGCAAUGCUAAGUAACAGGAAUCUUCAUUCGUCUUUAAGACAGGCUUCAAUAACAAAAGUUAGCACACGUGGUUGCCCACAGGGAGGUGUACUAUCACCUCUUUUGUGGAACCUAGUUGCAGACGGUUUGUUGAGAAAACUCAAUGACCGUGGAAUACCAACCUAUGGAUUCGCAGAUGAUUAUCUUCUGCUGGUAAGCGGUUUGUGCAUAAGCACAUUAUUUGAUAUAAUGCAACAAGCUCUGCGCUCUGUUGAACGAUGGUGUUCUCAUGUAGAACUUUCAGUUAAUCCUCUAAAAACUAAUAUUGUUUUAUUUACUAAAAAACGUAUCACCCGCGGGGUGCGCCCUCUGCUGUUUUAUGGUUCCGAAAUCACCGUGUCUAAUCAAGUUAAAUAUUUGGGUGUCAUUCUUGACUCCAAAUUAAACUGGUCUGAUCACAUCGAAUUCAGAAUCAAAAAAGCAUGCAUGGCCUUCGGACAAUGCCGACGUGCAAUCGGAAAAAACUGGGGACUCAAACCCAAACAUAUUCACUGGAUUUACUCCACAAUAGUAAGACCAAUUCUGGCCUAUGGGUGUCUAGUGUGGUGGCAGAAAGGAGAAGUUGCAACAGUUCGGACUAAACUAAAUCACCUUCAAAGAAUGUGUCUCUUAGGGAUGUCCGGAUCGUUCACUACAACUCCUACUGCAGCACUAGAGGCUCUGUUUUCUACCAAACCUCUACACUUGUUCCUAAAACAGGAAGCCUUCUCAUGUGCUUUUCGUCUACAGGCAGUUCUGCCGCUCAUAGCAAGUCCGUCCCAUUUGCGUUUUUGUUGAAGUGAGAAAAACGGCAUUGAAAAAUCGUAAAAAGUCCAACGCUAAUUCGGCACUUGUAUGCGUUUUUUAUCAAAGUAAUCAACAGAAUCUGCCACUGCUACGGCUAAUGAAAGAUUUUCGCUUCAUAAGGAUUAUUUUUUUGUUUUGAUUCUGUUGAAAAUCAUUUGCUGGGCCCAUAUGGCUGUGGGACCGACUUGCGAUGAUUUAUGCUAUAUGGGACCGACUUGCGAUCAUUUGUUCAAUGGGACAAAAUUUCUUGAGGUUUUUUUCAAUGUUCAUCAGAACAAAGUACUAAAAACAAAGUUUUCUCUUGAAACUACAGAUAAAACUAAAGUGUUUCCAGCGAUAAACUGAAAAAUGAUGAAAACGCAAAUGGGACGGACUUGCUAUGAGCGGCAGAGUUGGUCUCUGGCUGUCAGGAAAUAUCGAAAGAUCAUCGAGUCAUACAAAUGUGUGGCCUGAAUUAGUUAGAUUAAACAAGUUUAAUCUAGCGCCAAACGAUUUAACACUCUCGAGUAGUUUUCCCUACAUGGGGUUUAAAGUCAAAUUUCCUUCUCCUCAAGAAUGGUUAUCAGGUUUCGUAGAGGACCAAAUGUCCUCUCAUAUUGUAUUCUAUACUGACGGUUCAUUAUCAAACAGCCGUGCAGGUGCAGGAAUUUACUGUCACGAGUUGAACAUAGAAUAUGCUCAACCUCUAGGAAAAUAUUGUACAGUCUUUCAGGCUGAGCUAUAUGCUAUUAUGUAUGGAGUGCAAAUUGCACUUCAAAAGAAGAUUAUGUUCAGAACAAUUUAUUUCUGUUCAGAUAGCCAAGCAGCUAUCAAAUCACUCAGUGCUUCCAGUUCUAGAUCAAAACUGGUAAUCGCAUGCCGGAAAGCAAUCGAAGAACUUGCUGAAGGCAAUGGAUUAAACCUUCUAUGGGUACCCGGACAUAAGGGAAUUUUUGGAAACGAAUGCGCCGACGAACUCGCUAGAGCUGGGUCGGAAAAGGAAUUUUACGGACCAGAGCCGGCUGUCCCAAUAUCACCAUGUUGGUUCAGGAACCAAAUUCAAACUUGGUCCUCUAACCAGCAUGAACGAUACUGGGAAGAGUUGGACACUUGUCGUCAAACUAAAUUAUUUUUAGAAAAACCAUCUCCAAUCAUAUCGAGUUACUUAUUAACUUUAAAUAAAUUUCAUUGCAGCAUCUUGAUCAGAGCACUCUCCGGUCAUUGUAAACUCAACUAUCACAUGCACAACAUUCAGCGUGCUGAAUCUCCAGUAUGUGGUAGUUGUGAAUCAGAUGUGGAAGAUCCCUUCCAUCUUAUAUGUAACUGUCCCUCAUUUGCCAGACUACGUUUUCGUACUCUGGGAUCUUACGCUUUAAGCGAAUCUGAGUUUAAGAAAUUAAACUUAAAAAACAUUCUAUCAUUCCUUACCGAAUGUAGAAAAGAGCUUUAAUGCUAAUAAUCCCUAGUGGAAAGGCUUUAUGCCAUCUUAAAUAGAUUGAAUUUAUUUCUUCCUUUUAUAGGUUUUUCAGGUUUCUCAGGUAAAUGAUGAAAUCUUGGAUAAAAAAAAGGCUAGGCACAAUUUUCCCGUAUGUUUGGAUAACGUGCCGCUAUUAAGCCUACCCCCAUUCUGAUACCUGAUACCUGAAGGUUGAUUCCGAAGUCCCGAGGCUUUCAGCAAUCCGGCGCUUCGAUUCUCCGUCCUUCAACCGCUGUCUGGCGUUUUCCAGCAUCUCCGGAGAGCAAAUCUUCCGGCUAGUUUUCCUUUUGUACGUCCUGAUUAUUGAAAACUUGAUUAUUCUUUGGGUUAGCUUUCCAAAUGUUAUCAAAAAGACGAAGGAAACCAACGCGUACUCUUGCCCCACCAAACCUGCGUACUCUUGCCCCCUACGACCAUUUGUGAAAAAAGCUAAAAGUGCUAAAUAUUCCAAUCAUAUCCUGGCAUGAGUGUUCCACAGAUUUAAUCUAUAUGAAUUAUGUGUCCUUUAUCACGUAUGCAGAUUUGAUAAGCGAAUUUCCACGAAGCGUGAUAAUGUUUUCAAAAACGCAUAAAAUUACAAAAAAAUUGGAAAAACUAAAACUUAUCUCAUUUCUCCGACGUGCGCGAACCAAACCACAAACAAAAACACAAACAAAACAGCUGACUCGAUGACCUGUCAAACCGGUACAGUGUUGCUAGUUUCAGUGUUUUCGUUUACUGUAAAAGCCUAGUGCGUACUCUUUCCGCCUGCGUACUCUUGCCCCAUUUUACUCUAUAUUUAAUUCAAAAAUCAAAUGAAAAGUUAAUCGAUGGAGCCUUGAGUGUAAAAAUAACGAAUUUUCGCUUGAUGCCCUCCAUAAAGUCUUUACAGUGUCAUCCGGUACUAGUUUCUCAGUUUUUGACGUAGAAUUACGUCUUACGGCAACACUAUAGGGGGGUAAAUUGAAAUCCGCGAACGGAUCUCGCGUCACGAAAAACUCCUCUUUGAGAGACAUCUUUCUUAAAAGACAUACCAAGCCUGCUUAACGUUGAUUGGCUAUUCGAAAAUGGAAAAAAAACUUGAAAGCCCCGCCCCUUCAUGGUUUUUGUUGUUUCCAGCCAACGAAAGUUAUAAAAGAAGGAGUCGACUGACGGUUUGUUUCAUUUGUGAAAAGAAACUGAAACUUGUCACAUGUGCAGCAUCAGAGAUGACCAACAGCGCGCCGGAAAAAAUUGUGACAGCUAAAUGGCAUCACACACAC
This is a messenger RNA of Uranotaenia lowii, 3621 nucleotides long. RefSeq lists its product as uncharacterized. The record is from RefSeq and is a predicted model, not a curated record. Gene Ontology annotation, molecular function: nucleic acid binding; RNA-DNA hybrid ribonuclease activity. Gene Ontology annotation, biological process: DNA replication, removal of RNA primer. The coding region runs from base 1304 to 2353 and encodes 349 amino acids. NCBI's taxonomy places the organism in Eukaryota, Metazoa, Arthropoda, Insecta, Diptera, Culicidae. The transcript has 2 exons.